This is a messenger RNA of Necator americanus (New World hookworm), 453 nucleotides long. RefSeq lists its product as uncharacterized. The transcript has a single exon. NCBI's taxonomy places the organism in Eukaryota, Metazoa, Nematoda, Chromadorea, Rhabditida, Ancylostomatidae. The record is from RefSeq and is a predicted model, not a curated record. The coding region runs from base 1 to 453 and encodes 150 amino acids.
AUGAAAAGAUUUUCUCCUGUCCUCAACAUUGCCAGUGGAGUAGCUGUCGGUGAAGCAACCUUUCCAAUUUGGAGGGAACACUUCAAGACCUUGCUGAACCGGCAAGCACCGUCAGUUCCAGAACUCGAGCACGUUCAUAGGCCGACAUAUGCGGUUAACGAGGAGCCACCAACUGAGUUGGAGGUUCUAGCCUGUAUUCAAAAAAUGAAGAAUGGAAAAUCUGGUGGAGACGACGGGAUUAGCGCAGAAAUGCUGAAAUAUCUUCCUAAGUCUGGGAUUCGUGAGAUGACAAGGAUCAUCCGUUCAACAUGGAUAGACGAAAGGACACCUGAUUCGUGGAGACACGCUAUCAUAAUUCCCCUCCAUAAGAAUUUAUCCGUCAUGGAUCCUAGGAAUUAUCGAGGAAUCUCUUUGCUGCGUGUUAUGUGCAGGUGUUAUGUACCGACUCAUUAA